Prorocentrum cordatum is the source of this 1671-nucleotide messenger RNA. The record is from the annotation of a GenBank genome assembly. NCBI's taxonomy places the organism in Eukaryota, Dinophyceae, Prorocentrales, Prorocentraceae.
GACGGGGACGAGGCAGACGACGACGAAGGCGAAGGCGAGGUUGCGAAGCCUCAAGAGGGGGAGAAUGCCGUCGCCACCAAGACCGAAACGCUGGCCGACUCUGGAGGCUGUGACGAGGCGGGCCCGGUCAUCCCUGGGUGGAUCUUGAGGAAGCAGGUCCACACUCCGCCCGCCGAGCCGCGGUGGGCCAACGACGAGUUCACCCCCCUGCGUCCCGCGGCGGGCAGGGCCGCCGACCCGGAGGCCUCGCUGGCCUACCCGACCUUCCACCAGUGCGCGGACGAGUUCUUCGCGCAGCUGGAGGAGCACCGGCUCGUGGAGCAGAAGGCGAUGCACGCGCAGAGCGCGUACGCGAAGGUGGAGAAGAUCCGCGUCGAUCAGGGGCGGCGCGUGGAGCAGCUGGAGGGGGAGCAGGCCGCGGCGGAGCGGCAGGCGGAGCUCAUCGAGGCGAACGUGGAGCUGGUGACGCGCGUGCUCGACAUGCUCAACACCAUGGUGGCCUCGCAGGUCGACUGGGGCGAGCUCUGGCGCGAGGUGAAGCGCCAGCAGCGCCUGGGGCACCCCAUCGCGCAGCACAUCCACUCGCUCGACCUGCAACGCAACGAGGUGAAGCUGCUGCUGACCGCGCAGGCGGUUGACGUCGAGGAGGACGGCGAGGCCGGCGACGACUCAGAGGAGGAGGACCGGCCUAUGGAGGUGGUGCCCCUCGACCUGAACCUCUCCGCGCGCGCGAACGUGUCCAGGCUGCACUCGCGGCGGAAGGAGACCCGCGACAAGACAUCGCGGACCCUGACCCAGGCGGAGAUCGCGGUGAAGCAGGCCGAGAAGAAGGCCGAGAAGGACCUGAAGAAGUUCGAGCUGAAGCAGACCAUCCGCCGGACGAGGCAGACGUGGUGGUUCGAGAAGUUCAUCUGGUUCAUCUCCUCGGAGAACUAUCCGGCGAAGCCUUUCUUUAUCAAAAACCCGUCUGGUGGCGAGGUGCCCCCGGCCACCCUCUGCGAGGCCGGAACGACGGCAUUGUGCCACAGUUCCGCUUGGGACAAGCACAUCGUCAUUUCGCCGUGGUGGGUCACGAUGGACGCGGUUUCCAGGGGAGCGGCGCCGACUGGGAGCGAUUUCGUCGCCGUGGAGGGCGGCUUCUUUGUGCAGGGCCGCAGGCGGUUCACGCCGCACCUGCACCUCGAGAUGGGCAUCACGCUCCUCUUCCACGUCGGCGAGGCGAGCAGGGCGCGGCACCGGGGCGAGCGCCGGAGCCGGUACCUCGAGGCCCUCGGCCGCGCCGGCGCGCCCGCCGGGGAACAGGCGGGCGCCCAGAGCGGGGCCUCAACGGAGGAGGCGGCCGAGGAGGGGCCCGCAGGGGCGGCGGAGGAGGCGGCCGAGGAGGAGCCCGCGGAGGCGGCGGAGGAGGAGGACGCCGCCGCCGCCGGAGAGCCCGCGGGGGCGGCGGGCCAGGACGCCGCCGCCGCCGAGGAGCCCGCGGAGCGGGCGGGGGGCGCCGUGGCGCAGGGGGCGGCGCGCGCGGAGCAGGCGGGGGGCGGCGGCGAGGAGGAGGCCGCCAGCAGGGGCGGCCGCUCGCGCAUCUCGAGGGCGGAGCGCCGCAGGAUUCGGCCACGGCGGGGGCGGGAGAAGUACGCCGAUCAGGACGAGGAGGACCUCGGCGUUAGUCUCUAG